GCAGUUUGUUUCAGCUCUUUUACAGAAGAGGGAGUGUUUCUUUGAAAUUAAUUUAAAAAAAAAACCAAGAUGAAGUCCUGCAUAAUUAUUUUAUUAAUAAUCUCUGUUGUUAAUACUCAAAUUAAUUACGAAUCUGGAUCAUCGCUGGGAAAUUUUGAAAUAUCUCAAGUCAGUAAUGGCGCUAAUGUUAGAGUUAUUGGCCCAGGAAGCAGCUCAAUCAAUGGCAUUAAUAUAUCUGGAAAUCGAGGAAAUCAAAGAAAAUCUUCAUCUGAAAUUAAUACUGUGCAUAUAGAUGGACAAAAUGGUGGAACUUUUGGUGGUCCAUUAAGAAUAAAUCAAAGAAGUGAGAAUGAUAUUGUGAGGAUUGGUCCAAAUAGAGCUACGAUUCCUAAUUUUAAUCCAUAUCCUCAAUAUAACUCUUAUGCUAAUAACAAAAGACCAGAUUAUUUUCAAGCAAAUCCUCAAUUUGCAGCUCCUGCAUCGUUACGUCCAUCAUUUCAAUAUCCAAGUAAAGUUUGUCAAAAAUAUAAUUUUCUGGUGAUUUAUUUUAUUUUUAUUUUAAAGGCAUCAGAAAUUCGUUGAAUAAUGGAAACGACUUUUUGAAGAAUAUAGUUCCUGGUGGAGGUGGAUUGAGUUUGCCGUUUCCCUAUUUUUGGGGCUAGUCGCUGACAACAUUAAGAUUAAGUUUAAUUAUAAAGCCUUACUUACAAAUAAAAGC
Chironomus riparius is the source of this 718-nucleotide messenger RNA. The record is from the annotation of a GenBank genome assembly. NCBI's taxonomy places the organism in Eukaryota, Metazoa, Arthropoda, Insecta, Diptera, Chironomidae.